CAUUUUCUUAGCCUGGCCAGGUCUCUGCCCACCUAUCCAGGUGGUGGCUCAAUUCUGUCCCAAAGCCUUUGGCAGGGUGUGCUGGGGCCUUUGUUGUGUUAAACUUUGCCCCUCAUAAAAUGAUUUUUUAACCAAAUAUUCUGUGUGCCAGGUCCUACACUCUCUGUGCCAUCUGUAACCACUUUGUGCCUGGGAUUGCUGUCCCCUGUCACUGCUAUGUGUGUGUUCAGUACUGUAGUCGUAGCUGUGGAAGCAACUUAAUUCAGUCUCUCCUGGAUUAUUCCAACAGAUCCAUUUUUACCACCUCUUCUACCUUUUGGCAGGUUUUUACCCAUUUUUCUCUCCUCUCUAGUUCUUAUUUUGCUGCAGUUCACACUUGACGACUCUUCAUUACUUCCUUUUUAUUGCUUGAAGAAUCACCUAGAAAUGAAAUUUAUUCAGCACAAAUUUUUUUUUUUUUUUUUUUUUAAUCUUUCCCCCAUCUCCUCCCCCUUCGUUCACCAAGUGAUCGAAGCAGCCAAAAUCCAAGUGAUCACAGGAGGGGCACGUUUUUCCCUCACUUUUUUUUAACUCCCAUUUUUCCUCUGCCAUAUGUUGGGUCAUCCACUACAAAAGACUCAGCGGUGAAGAGGCCCCAUGUGAUCAGCAGAUUUACAGCUUGCCCGAAAAUGAAAGCAGAAAAUGAAAUUCCAGAGUGCCUCUUUGCGUGUGACGUGUGUGAACAUCUGAGAAUUUGGGUUCCUGGGUGUGAGCGGGCUUUGGCUUCCAGAUAAUUCCGGUGCCCGUAAUAAACGUGUCCUGUGCGCGCCGAGGGGGUUAAUUAAUGGUGCUCCAAACCAGCCCUGCCUGGGUUUGUUUCUGUGCAUCACCGGAAUAUUCUCUCUGCAGGGCUUUGAAGACGGGCUGCCUGGCAGUGAAGGCUUAACUGGUGAUUAAAUUCUCCCCGAAGCAGCCAGGACUCGCGUGGAACAUGGGGCUGCUCCGCGCCCGGGACGCUGCGUGGCGGAGGAAAGGAUGUGUGACCGCGGCCCCGUCAGAGCAGCGCCGACUCCUGUGAGACAUGGAUAGAUGCAAACAUGUCGGGCGGCUACGACUCGCCCAGGACCACUCGAUCCUGAACCCCCAGAAGUGGCGGUGCGUGGACUGCCAGACCACGGAGUCGCUCUGGGCCUGCCUCAAGUGCUCGCACGUGGCCUGCGGGCGCUACAUCGAGGAGCACGCGCUGCGCCACUUCCAGGAGACGCGGCACCCCCUGGCCAUGGAGGUGCACGACCUGUACGUGUUCUGUUACCUCUGCCAGGACUACGUCCUGAACGACAACCCCGAGGGGGACCUGAAGCUGCUGAGGAGCUCCCUGUCGGCCAUCCAGGGGCAGAGGCAGGACGCCUCGGGGCGCGGCGGGCGGACGCUGCGCUCCAUGGCGCUGGGGGAGGCCGCGCGCGGCCGCCGCACGAGCCCCCCGGGGCAGUCCCAGAUGCUCACGGCGCUCUGGCACCGGCGCCAGGCCCUGCUGGCGAGGGCGCUGCGGACCUGGUUCGACAGGAGCUCUCGGGGGCAGCUGAAACUGCAGCAGAAGAAGCAGCUGGAGGAGCUGGAGAAGAAGAAGGAGGCGGCUCGGCAGCGGCGGCAGGAGAUGAAGAGGCAGCUCCUGGAGGAGCUGGCGAACACCCCCCCCAGGAAGAGCGCGAGGCUGCUGUCCCACGUGCACAGGGAGAACUUGAUUCCAAGGAAAUUCAGGGAGGUGGCCUCCUCCCCUACCUCAAGGCAGGUGCAGAGCAGCAGGUUCAGACAGUUCUACUCCAUCCGGCGCCAGCCCCUCAUGACGCCCGGGGUGACGGGGCUGAGGAACCUGGGGAACACGUGUUACAUGAACUCCAUUCUGCAAGUGCUGAGUCACCUCCAGAAGUUCAGAGAAUGUUUCCUGACACUCGAUCUCUGUGAAACAGAAGAACUCUUGGCUAAAACUGUGAACGGGAGGGCCAGGAUCCCUGGCAAACUGGCAAAUGGGUCUGCUGCUAAUGAGUCGGGGAAGACUGACAAAGUGGGAUCAUCUGGCACGCAGAGCUCGCCAGCUGGCUUAAAUGGGAGCUCCUCCAUAAGCCGAAGCUUAGAACUGAUCCAGCCCAAGGAGCCGAGCUCAAAGCACAUCUCCCUCUGCCACGAACUGCACACCCUCUUCAGAGUGAUGUGGUCUGGCAAGUGGGCCCUCGUGUCCCCCUUUGCCAUGCUGCACUCCGUGUGGAGCCUGAUCCCGGCCUUCCGGGGCUACGAUCAGCAGGACGCUCAGGAAUUCCUCUGCGAGCUGCUGGAUAAAGUCCAGCAGGAGCUGGAGUCGGAAGGAACGAAGCGCAGGAUCCUCAUCCCCUUCUCGCAGAGGAAGCUCACCAAGCAGGUCCUCAAGGUGGUCAACACCAUCUUCCACGGGCAGUUGCUCAGCCAGGUCACCUGCACAACGUGCAACUACAAAUCCAACACCGUGGAGCCCUUCUGGGACCUUUCCUUGGAGUUCCCCGAGCGCUACCACUCCCUGGAGAAGGGCAUUGUCCCAGUGCAGCAGGCAGAGUGCCUGCUGACCGAGAUGCUGGCCAAGUUCACCGAGACCGAGGCCCUGGAGGGGAGGAUCUACGCCUGCGACCAGUGCAACAGCAAACGGCGAAAGUCUUCUCCUAAACCUCUUGUUCUGAGUGAAGCUAAAAAGCAGUUGCUGAUCUACAGACUACCUCAGGUCCUCCGGCUGCACCUUAAACGCUUCAGGUGGUCUGAGCGCAAUCACCGCGAGAAGAUCGGGGUCCAUGUCCUCUUUGAGCAGGUAUUAAACAUGGAACCUUACUGCUGCAGGGACUCUCUCUCCUCUCUUGGCAAAGAGACCCUUGUGUAUGACCUCUCGGCUGUGGUGAUGCAUCACGGGAAGGGGUUUGGCUCAGGACACUACACAGCAUAUUGCUACAACACGGAGGGAGGGUUUUGGGUCCACUGCAACGACUCCAAACUGAAUGUAUGUAGCGUGGAGGAGGUGUGCAGGACCCAGGCCUACAUCCUCUUUUACACUCAAAGGACGGUGCAGGACGGAGCAGGGAUCUCAGAAAAACAACUCCAAGCUCAGGUGCCACCCAGGAACAGUGAGAAGGACAGCAGACCGGCAUUCCCGUGAUGGGGGAGCCCUGUCACUCCAGUCAUCGCUCCCAGCUCCUUCUGGAACCGCUGGCGCUCGCAUCUUCCCCCUCUCCGCGGGGGAGAAACUGCAGGAAUGGGAUCAGAGCGGGGAUCUUU
Messenger RNA from Empidonax traillii (willow flycatcher), 3270 nucleotides. It is a transcript of the gene USP49, whose product is annotated as ubiquitin specific peptidase 49. Lineage: Eukaryota; Metazoa; Chordata; Aves; Passeriformes; Tyrannidae. The record is from RefSeq and is a predicted model, not a curated record. The transcript is spliced from 6 exons. Gene Ontology annotation, molecular function: cysteine-type deubiquitinase activity; zinc ion binding. The coding region runs from base 1061 to 3151 and encodes 696 amino acids. Gene Ontology annotation, cellular component: cytoplasm. Gene Ontology annotation, biological process: protein deubiquitination.